Messenger RNA from Fraxinus pennsylvanica, 1827 nucleotides. The record is from the annotation of a GenBank genome assembly. NCBI's taxonomy places the organism in Eukaryota, Viridiplantae, Streptophyta, Magnoliopsida, Lamiales, Oleaceae.
AUGGUACUUUCUCGUAUAAAACCCCCAAAACCUAGUCCAGCUAGUUCGGCUAUUCGUAGUCCAUUCAACCCAAUUCAACACCUUAAGUCGUUGCCUCUACUUCCCAUGGCCGCCGCCGCAGCUGCUACUUCUUCCACCGCCGUGAAAUCCACUGUUGCCAAGCUCUCCUUUUUAUCUUCCUCUCGACAAUUAACCAAACCAUUAAACUGUUUGGUGCCUAAAAUCCUGCCAGAAUCCUACAAACAGAGCCAUAUCACCCUCUCCAAAAACCCCAUAUCUGAGGUUAUUUCCUCGUACAAAGAAUCAAAAAACCCAGACAACAAUUUGGAGGAUGAUGAUGACGACAAACCACGGGAAGAGUGCGGAGUGGUGGGAAUCUACGGCGACCCUGAGGCCUCACGUCUUUGCUAUUUAGCCCUUCAUGCACUCCAACACCGCGGCCAGGAGGGUGCCGGAAUUGUGUCGGUUCACGAUAACGUGCUUCAUUCGAUUACGGGGGUAGGGCUUGUGUCUGAUGUGUUUAAUGAAUCGAAAUUGGAUCAAUUGCCUGGUGAUAUGGCAAUAGGCCAUGUUAGGUACUCUACUGCAGGAUCCUCGAUGCUCAAGAAUGUGCAACCUUUUGUUGCGGGUUAUAAAUUCGGGUCUGUUGGAGUUGCCCACAAUGGGAAUUUGGUGAAUUACCAGGAUUUAAGGGCGGAGCUUGAAGAAAGUGGGUCGAUUUUCAAUACUAGUUCAGAUACUGAGGUGGUUCUUCAUUUGAUUGCAAUAUCGAAGGCCAGACCAUUCUUUUUGAGGAUUGUAGAGGCUUGUAAUAAGCUUGAGGGAGCUUAUUCUAUGGUGUUUUUGACUGAGGAUAAACUCGUUGCAAUUAGGGACCCUUUUGGCUUUAGGCCUUUGGUUAUGGGUAGGAGGAGUAAUGGUGCAGUGGUUUUUGCUUCUGAGACUUGUGCUUUGGACUUAAUUGAAGCUACAUAUGAGAGAGAGGUUUAUCCUGGUGAAGUUCUUGUGGUGGAUAAAGAAGGGGUUAGUUCCCUUUGUUUGAUGUCUCAUCCUGAGCCUAAAUCGUGUAUUUUCGAGCAUAUUUACUUUUCUUUGCCGAAUUCUGUGGUAUUCGGGAGGUCUGUGUAUGAAUCUAGGCAUGCAUUCGGUGAAAUAUUGGCUACUGAGUCUCCGGUGGAUUGUGAUGUUGUGAUUCCGGUGCCUGACUCGGGGGUUGUUGCUGCACUUGGUUAUGCUUCGAAAGCCGGGGUGGCAUUUCAACAAGGGUUGAUAAGGUCACAUUAUGUUGGGAGAACAUUUAUCGAGCCUUCACAAAAGAUUCGGGAUUUUGGAGUGAAGCUUAAACUUUCACCCGUGAGGGCGGUAUUGGAGGGAAAGAGGGUUGUGGUGGUGGAUGAUUCGAUUGUGAGAGGAACCACUUCUUCAAAGAUUGUCCGGUUAAUAAAAGAGGCCGGAGCGAAAGAGGUUCACAUGAGGAUCGCAAGCCCUCCGAUCAUAGGGUCUUGUUAUUAUGGAGUAGACACGCCUAGCUCAGAGGAGUUGAUAUCGAAUAGGAUGAAUGUAGAGGAGAUUAGAGAGUUCAUUGGCUCGGAUUCACUUGCUUUUUUGUCAAUCAAUAGCUUAAAGAAGUUACUGGGCAAUGAUUCGCCAAACUUCUGUUAUGCUUGCUUUUCCGGGAAGUACCCUGUCGAACCAAGGGGCAAGGUGAAAAGGGUUGGUGAUUUUCUUGAUGAUGGAUUGAGUGGAAAUAUGGAAUCCAUUGAUGGAGGCUGGGUUCAAGGGAUUAGAAAUCAAGAGGAGGUGCAAGAAAUCAAUUUAUCUACUUAG